Molecule: messenger RNA, 1732 nt
Organism: Phyllostomus discolor (pale spear-nosed bat)
Lineage: Eukaryota; Metazoa; Chordata; Mammalia; Chiroptera; Phyllostomidae
Gene: FGFBP3
Product: fibroblast growth factor binding protein 3
Exons: 2
Coding region: 162-938 (258 amino acids)
Biological process (GO): cell-cell signaling
Molecular function (GO): growth factor binding
Source: RefSeq, a predicted model, not a curated record
CAUUCACUGGGAAUAGGCUAAAACAGACUAAUCUCCUGCAGUCCCUCCCUUUACCCUAAUAAGGCCUGCCACCUCUGAUAGAACUGGGUCUGAGGGAUGCUGCUGUCCCGGCCCUGCCACCACUGAAACACCCAGGGGUACCAGAAGAGCCAACCUGAACCAUGAGUCCUCUGAGGCUGCGAGCGUCGCUCCAGCUGCUGCAGCUGUUGCUGCUGGGUGGCUGCCUCGUCGCGGCCUCUGGGAGGAACGAGGGGGCGGCAGGAGGUGCGGCAGAGUCAGCCCUGGGUCUCGUGGGCGGCUCUUCGGGCCGCUUCAUCAGCCCGGAGCACCAAGCAUGCAGCUGGCAGCUCCUGCUGUCCGCCCCAGGGCCGGCGGCGGGCAGCGAGCUGUCGCUGCGCUGCCAGGGCCCGGACGGGGAGCGCCACCAGUGCGCCUACCGCGGGGAGCCCGGGCGCUGCGCCGCCUACGCCGCCCGCGGCUCUCACUACUGGAAGCAGGUGCUGGGCGGGCUGCGCAAGAAGCGGCGGCCGUGCCAGGACCCCGCGCCGCUCAAAGCCCGCCUGUGCUCGGGCAAGAAGGGCCGCGGCGCCGAGCUUCGCCUGGUGCCCAGCGGGUCCCCGCCCGCCGGCCCCACUGCGGCGGGCUUCCCUCGGGAUCCCAAGCCCCGAGCCAGGAGCCGGGGACGGCCCCGAGAGCCAGCGAUCGGCCCCGCCGCGAGGGUCCCGCAUCCUCCGAGCACACGCUCCAAACGGAAGCCCUCUGAGAAGAAGACUAAAGGGGGCAAGAGGAAAGCGGCCUCGGACUCUGACGAGGAGCGACUCCUGGGCACAAGGCCGGAUCCCGACGGGCUGGAUGAGAACGCGAAGCUCACGGAGACGUACUGCGCGGAGAAGUGGCACUCCCUUUGCAACUUCUUUGUCAGUUUCUGGAACGGCUGAGGUUGCCGACCUGGGGAGGGACGUGGGGGGUCGGGGAAGUGGUGCUCAGCUAAGGGAAAGGAAGCGAAAGGCACCUUAGGCGGUGAGGUGCAGAGCAGAGAGUAAGGAGGAGUGCCAAGUUCUAGAAUGGAGGUGGGGAGGGAGUGGGGCUUGAGGUGAGAGUGUUAGGGAUAUGGGGAAUCUCUGAGACGGCAGAGAAGUUAAAAAUUUUGAAGAGUAUCGAUCCUGAUUAAGGCCAGAAGAAGUAGUGAAAACAGAAGUAGGCAUACCUUAAAUGUGUAAAAACUGUACACUGGGGAGAGAGGUGGGUACAGAGACAGAUUGAAAAAAAAUAAUGGGAGAAAGUUACUAAAGUGAUAUGAAUCUCUUGUGGGAAGUGGAUACAAUCUGUAUUGUUUAGCAUAUUUACAUUGUUUGAUUAAAAUAUAAUCAAACAAUUGAUACAAUUGAUACUUGGCCUGGGCCAAGUUGAACUAGGGUCCUCUCACCUCAUCAGCCAACAGGAUUACCACCUUUUUUUUGUUUUCUUUCUAAAUUAGUAUUAACUUUAGUGCUGCUAGGUGUCAUAGAUGACCUCUACAGUGAUAGAAGCCACUCACUGGUCAAAAUCAACUCUAAUGAUGAAAGAUUUCAGGAUGAUUGCCCUUGAAUUCUUCUAGAAUUGCUACUUGUAGAGAGUGAUGCCUUAUAUUCACAAACUUUUCCAUUAACCUCAAUUCAGAAGUGAAUGGCAGAAGGAAGUUGAGUACUCCAGUAGGUUUAAAAACUACGUUUCAUAGUUGAUCAUUAAAAAA